Molecule: messenger RNA, 4410 nt
Organism: Penicillium oxalicum
Lineage: Eukaryota; Fungi; Ascomycota; Eurotiomycetes; Eurotiales; Aspergillaceae
Gene: pan1
Product: actin cytoskeleton-regulatory complex protein PAN1
Exons: 4
Coding region: 1-4410 (1469 amino acids)
Biological process (GO): endocytosis; endosomal transport
Cellular component (GO): cytoplasm; plasma membrane
Molecular function (GO): actin binding; calcium ion binding
Source: RefSeq, a predicted model, not a curated record
AUGUUCUCCUCGUCGAAUUCUUUCCUCGGCGGCGGUGCCGCUGGUCGUCCAGGCCAGGCACCGUUCAUGCAGCAGCAGCAGCCGCAGCAGCCCUCAUAUUCGCAAUUCGGUCAGGGCCAGCAGCAAGCUCCGAUGCAGCAGCCGCAGCCAACAGGGUUUGCGCCUCAGCCCACGGGAUUCGCGGGACAGCCUUCGCCAUUUGGCAGCGCUCAGCUUCAACCCCAAGCCACGGGGUUCCCCGCAAGUCAGCAGCUCCAGCCGCAGUUUACCGGCUUCCCUGGCCAACAACCGCAGCAACAGCAACAACAACAACCGCAGCAGACAGGAUACCAACAACCCCAGCUUACUGGAUACCCCGGUCAAACCCAGUCGCAGCAACCAGCUCCUCAAUUCCAAUUAUCGCAACCUACUGGCCUCCCUAGUCGGCCCAAGACCUCGUCCGAGAUUGCCAAUUCCUUCCAAGCAGAUGGCGGGCAACGUCCUCAGGUUCCGCCAAAAUCAGGAUCGCGGAUCCCUAGUAUCCGGUUGUCGUUCAUCACUGCCCAGGAUCAAGCCAAGUUCGAGCAGUUGUUCAAGUCCGCGGUUGGCGAUAGCAAGACAAUGGAAGGUGACAAGGCGAGAGAUUUGCUGAUGCGCUCCAAGCUCCCUGGUAGCGAUCUCUCCAAGAUCUGGGUCCUUUCCGAUUCGACCAAGUCGGGCCAGCUUUUCUUCCCGGAAUUUGCCUUGGCCAUGUAUCUUUGUAACGUUCGUCUGAACGGUCGCGAAAUCCCCUCGACUCUGCCCGAGAAAAUCAAGAAUGAGGUCUCCAGUAUGGUCGACAUUAUUUCAUUCGAUGUGCCCGACGAACAACUCGACUCUGCACCCCGCACCAACGUUCCUAGUUUCGAUGCACCUCUGCUGGAGAAUAAGUCAACCCCUCCAAUCGUUCAGCAGCCUCAGCCCCAGCAGCCCGGCAAUCAACAGCUUCUCUCGCAGCUUACUGCCCAGCCGACUGGGUUCUUCCCUCAGCCGACUGGCGUGCCGCCUCAGCAGACGGGCUACCCCAGUCAGAACCAAUCUCAAUUCCUGCAACCACAGCAAACUGGCUUGAUGAACAACCCCCAAGCUACAGGUUAUACUGGACUGCGUCCACCGAUGCCGCCGAUGCCGACUGGAUUUGGCUCAAGUGUCAGCCCUUCACAGACCGGUGGAUUGGCCGCCCAGCCUACAGGUAUCAUUGCUCAGUCCACGGGUAUGCCAGGCCAAUGGGGCUCUAUCAACAUACCUGCACAGGGACUCCCCAAUCUUGGAGGUAUGAAGCAGCAGACGAUACCUCCACCCGGUCAUGGGAGUGGGUUCGUCAGCGAAAAAUAUUUUGGCAAAUCCACUAUUUGGGCUAUCUCGAAGGACGAGAAGAGGCUCUAUGAUAAUAUCUUUCGUGAAUGGGAUAGUCGUCGCACCGGAUUUGUGAGUGGUGAGACCUUCAUUGAGAUGAUUGGACAAUGUGGUCUGAGCCGCAACGACUUGGAGCGAAUCUGGACGCUUGCAGACCCCCACAACCGUGGUCGUCUCAACAUGGACGAGUUUGCAGUGGCUAUACACCUGACCUAUCUCGCUCGCAAUGACCACCCUAUACCCAACCGCCUCCCUCCAGAGCUCGUUCCUUCGUCUACUCGGCAUCUGGACGAGUCCAUCGGCACUGUGAAGUCCCUUUUGUCUCAGGAUGCCGAGAACCGCAAAGCUACUGGUGCGUUCUUGCAACCCCAGAAAACUGGUGUCAGCUACCUCAAAGAUCAUUCUUUCCGUGCGGGUAGCCCUGGUUCGUCUGGCAUGGUCCGCAAGGAUGCUACGAUGUUCAAAAACAACGAUGCUGCUGGUGGCUAUCGCUCCAGUGCACGUCGCCGCGUGGGCCAGGAUGGACGAACUCCGUCCCCUGCGCCCUCAUCCCAGGCGUCCGAGACGGAGGAGCUGACUGUGCAACAACUCCAAAAGAAGAUCCGCGAGGCGAAAAUCAUGCUCGAUGCCGUGGAUUUCCAGGAUGAGAACCGCGCUGAGGACGACGAGUCUCUCGACCGCAUGGAUCGCCGUGAGGCCGAGAGCCUAAUGGAUCGUAUUCGUCGCGUUCAAGACGAUAUCGACACUCAUCCUAACGCUGCCUUCCGUGGCUUGGACAACGGAGCCGAGCGACGAUCCCUUCGUCGCCAAUUGCAGGCUUACGAGGAUCAGGUUCCUCAGGUUGCCUCGGAUGUUCGACGGAUUGAGCGUGAGAUUGCCGAUGCCAAGCUCGAGCUUUUCCGCCUCAAGGACGCCAAGGCUCAUCCAGGUAGUGCGGGCAACAUUGUCGGCACUGGUCCUGGUGGCUCCAUCACUGAGGCUGAUCGCAUCAAGGCUCGUGCCCGCGCCCGCAUGCAAGCUCGCGCUGCUGAGCUUGCUGGUCGCCCCAUUCCUGCCGGUGUUGAUGACGACGGUCAGGCUGCUCGUCGCCUCGAGGCAGAGAACAACAACGUCAAGGCUGAACGGGAGCGCAACGAUGCUAUGACUCGGGAUGUCGAGGAGAGUGUGCGAGACUUUGCAAAGAGCCUGGAGGACAGUCUGCGUGAGCAAGGCGAGAACUCAACCCGUGAACACGAGAAGCGCCGUUGGGAAGACGCGUUGGGCGUGGAGGACACCAUUCGUGACUUCAUCUUUGAUCUUGCCCGUAGCAGUCGAACUGCUAGUGUUCGCAAAGAGGAACGCCAGCGACCUACGGCUGCCUCGCCUGUUCAGGGCCGUUCAUCUGCGGCAUCGCCAGUUGAGCCUUCUCACGUCCCCGCCUCAACUUCCUCUACUGGGUCCAUUCCGGGAGGCACGCAUGAAGACCGCGUGGCAGCAGCUCGCGAGCGUGCCCAAAAGCGUAUUGCUGAGCGUAUGGCUGCGGCGGGCCUGAAACCAAGCGACUCCACCGAGACUCUCGCACAGCGCCAGGAACGAGAAAAGCGCGAACGUGAAGAGCGGGUUAGGCGUGCAGAGGAGGAAGAUGCCAAGCGGGAGGCAGAACGACAACGACGCCUUGCCGAGGAGCGCGGUGGAACUGCACCCACGUCCACACCUGCACCAGCGGCCUCUAAGACUGCGGGCAAGAAGCCGCCCCCUGCGCCGCCCUCUCGGCGCGCCCGCACCGACAGUGCUGGUCAGGCCGACUCGAAGAAGGCCGAAGAUGUCGUCCGGGAGCAAGCCAUUAGGGAGGAGCAAGAGCUGCAAGAGGUCGAGACACAGCGUCUGGAAGAGGAAGCCAAGCAGCGCGAAGAGGAGUUCCUACCGGAGAAAGAAGCCCAGGAAGCCAAGCUCAAAGCUCUUGAAGAGCAGGUUCGUCAAGGAAAGAUCAAGAAGCAGGAAGAGAAGCGUCGCCGGGAAGAAGCUGCCCGUCAAGCAAAGGAGCAGGAGGCCAGACUUGCAGCCCAGCGGGCUGAGCUUGAGGCUGCCAAAGAACGUGAGCGGCAGCUUCAGCGUGAGCUGGAGGGUAUGGAUGAAGACUCUUCAGAUGAUGAGGGUCCCGUCCUCUCUUCUCCCCCUCCUCCCGCUCCCCCAUCCAUUCCCACCAUUGCUACCCCUGAACCCGUCGCACCAGUUGCAGCCCCCUUCUCCGAGGCUGGAAAUAUUGUGAGCCCCGAUGCUGAGUCAAAGAACCCCUACUUCAAGUCCUUGAGUCAGCCGCCGUCGGAGCCCUCGGUCACCUCGCCCCCAGCCUCUCAGUCUACCAAUCCUUUCCACCGCCUUGCUCAACAGGAGAAGCAAGAGCCUCUUAAGCCCUCUUUCACCGGCGCUGUUCCCUUGGAGCGUAAGACUCGAGCUCGGCCCGAAGACAGCGAUGACUGGUCUGCUGCUGGAUCUGAAUUUGACUCGUCUGACGACGAGGAUGAUCACCCUGGUGGUGGCAGCGCCAAGCAACUCGCCAGCAUUUUGUUCGGCACUAUGGCCCCUCCACGUCCUCUGAGCGCCAUGGACGAAGAUAAGUCUUCGACUCCGGUGCAAGCCAGUCCUAUUGCUCCUCCGCCUCCGCCUCCUCCCCCUGCCGCAACCCAGCCAUCUGCGGAAGUGGAAGACGGCUCAUCUCCGGCUCCUCCGGCUGGAAUCCCUCCUCCUCCACCUCCACCUCCUGCAGUUACUCCUGGUGUACCAUUUGGCGCACCUCCGCCGCCGCCGCCUCCUCCCCCUGUCGGCGGGGCUCCUGCAGCGCCGCCACCACCACCACCUCCCUCCUUCGGUGCCCCCCCUCCUCCCCCUCCUCCAGGCGGUGCUCCUGGAGCUCCUCCACCACCGCCUCCUGCUGCGGCGGGUGGGGCCCCCGGCGAUCGUUCGGCUCUCCUUGCUUCUAUUCAGGCGGGCAAGGGUCUCCGUAAGGUUCAGACCAAUGACCGUAGCACCAGCUCAUCAGCCGGACGGGUGCUAUGA